CCUUUCUCCCUUUCUCUCUCGCAUGCUCUCUACUAGGCCCGAACGAUGACGGCAGGGGCUCGGGGAAUGGUGGUCGACGGCGGCAGGGGGGUCGGGCUGUUCGGCGGCAGGGGGCUCGGGGCUGGGCUCGACAGCAACGACUGGUGGCUUGUGGCUGGGCUCGACAACAACGACUGAUGGCUCGGGGGGGCUCGACGGCGGGUGGGGGGGUCUCGGGUCUGGGCUCGACGGCGCAGGGGCUGGGCAGAGGGCUGUUUGGCUUCGGGACUUUGAGAGACACGAGAGCUAUGGCCAUGGAGAGGAUCUAUCUCGGUGGAAAGGGGAAAGCUUUUGGUGAAAAUAGCUUCUCUCUCAGAUGCUCUAUCUCUCUCAUAUCAGAACCUGGCUUCACAUUUAUGGCUGCUAAUUUUGAUGGAAUACUUGGACUUGGAUUUCAAGAGAUCUUGGUUGGAAAUGUUGUUCAGGGUUCUACCAGAUUCACUUUGAUCAAAGGCUAUAUGAAGGUGGCCAUACUCACGUAUUUGAGUGUACAUCAAAGCUGGCCAUUUAAACUUAAAUGUGCAAUUUUCAUUUCGAACUCCCAUGAUGCUGUGGAUGUCCAUGACAAUUUAGCUGCUGAAGCUGAACAUGGUGAUGCUUCCAGAAAGGAAAGGUCCUUAGUUCAAGGUGUAGAACAGGUCUAUAUUGAGAUGCAUUUCUUUGGCGUAAUACUAGACAACAUUGACAAUUGAAGUUUUUAGAAUAAAAAAUAUAUUUCACUAACAUUGUAUACAUUUCUUGUUUAAUAUUUGUCGAUGAUAAAAUUUGAUUGUAGUAUAAACUAUCAUGUAAUAUGAUUUUGUAAGCCGAGUAGACUAAAUACUGAAAUGAUAUUUUUGAUUAAUUAAUAAAAAAUUAUUUUGUUGUA
This is a messenger RNA of Humulus lupulus (European hop), 907 nucleotides long. RefSeq lists its product as uncharacterized. Bases 177 to 731 code for a protein of 184 amino acids. The record is from RefSeq and is a predicted model, not a curated record. The transcript has 7 exons. Lineage: Eukaryota; Viridiplantae; Streptophyta; Magnoliopsida; Rosales; Cannabaceae.